AUGGCCGCGAAGUCGGAUGGAGGCGCGGCCGCCGCCUCCUGCUGCCCCUCGCCCGCCGCGCUGGCGCGCCGGGAGGGCGGCGAGGGCGGCGGGGGCGGCGGCGGCAGCCUGGCCCGGGCGGGCCGUCGGGGCGCGCCCCUGCCGCCGCCCCUGCCGCCGCCCCUGCCGCCCCCUCCGCCGGGCUCGUGCAGCCCCCCGGCCCCGGCGCCCUCGUCGGCGCUGCCCGGUGGGCGCUACAGCCUGGGCGACGGGUGCUGGGCGCUGGGCGCGCUGCUGGUCUUCUUCUCGGACGGCGCGUCCGACCUGUGGCUGGCGGCCGACUACUACGCGCGGCGCCAGUACUGGUGGUUCGGCCUCACCCUCCUCUUCGUGCUGCUGCCCUCGCUCGUCGUCCAGCUGCUCAGCUUCAGGUGGUUCGUCUACGACUUCUCCGGACCCGCCCGGCCGCCCCCCGACGCCGCCUUCAGCACCAAGGACAGCGGCCUCGGCGCCAAGGACGGCGCCCGCCGCGCCAGCCCCGCCGCCCCGCCGCCGCCCCCCGCCGCCCCCGCCGCCGGACCCCGCGGCUGCUGCCGCCUCUGCGUCUGGAUCCUCCAGUCCUUCAUCCACCUCCUGCAGCUCGGGCAGGUCUGGAGGUACCUGAGAGCCCUGUACCUGGGGCUCCAGAGCCGCUGGCAGUUGGAGCACCGCCGGCGCCAUUUCUACUGGAGGAUGAUGUUCGAAAGUGCUGACAUCAGCAUGCUGCGGCUCCUGGAGACCUUCCUCAAGAGUGCCCCCCAGCUGGUGCUGCAGCUGAGCAUCAUGGUGCAGCAGAAGACCAUCCAGCCAUUGCAAGGCCUCUCCGCUUCAGCCUCGCUGGUCUCCCUGGCGUGGACUCUUGCCUCUUACCAGAAGGUGCUCCGGGAUUCCCGGGAAGACAAGCUGCCCAUGUCCUACAAGGGGGCAGUGGUGCAGAUCCUCUGGCACCUCUUCACGAUCGCCGCCCGAGCCAUCGCCUUUGCCCUCUUUGCCUCCGUCUUUCAGCUCUACUUCGGCAUCUUCAUCGUCACCCACUGGUGCAUCAUGACCUUCUGGAUCAUCCAAGGCGAGACGGACUUCUGCAUGUCCAAGUGGGAGGAGAUCAUCUACAACAUGGUGGUAGGCAUCAUCUACAUCUUCUGCUGGUUCAACGUCAAGGAAGGCCGCAGCCGGUGCCGCAUGUCCAUCUAUUACGUGAUCACCCUGUCGGAGAACGCCGCCCUCACAGGGCUCUGGUACUGGCAGCGGGACACGCGCGGGUUCCCCGAAUCCAACGCCUUAAUCAUUGUCUGUGUGGUCACCUCCAGCUUCGCCUUAGGGGUCUUCUUCAUGUUCAUCUACUACUGCCUCUUGCACCCCAACGGGAACGUUUUCAGCCCCCAGAACCCAAGCUGCGUUUGCAGCGAGGAGCGCACGGCUGUCCCCUGCCCUGCAGGAGGCCCCGUGGACGUGGUCACCAGCCCCCCACGCUCCUUACCGAGGACUACAGGGGCCGAGAGGGAGGGGGUGCCUGGCGACCGAGACAGCUGCGUGCCCGUCUUUCAGGUCAGGCCCAGCAUGCCCCCGACCCCUGUUACCCGCGCCCCGCGGACAGAGGGCCCCGUCAUCCGCAUCGACUUGCCUCGGAAGAAGUAUCCUGCCUGGGACGCCCAUUUCAUUGACAGGCGCCUCCGUAAGACCAUCCUGGCGCUGGAGUACACCUCUCCCGCGACGCCACGCCUGCAGUACCGCAGCAUAGGGGCCUCUCAGGAGCUGCUGGAGUACGAGACCACGGUGUGA
This is a messenger RNA of Euleptes europaea (tarantolino), 1797 nucleotides long. It is a transcript of the gene XKR7, whose product is annotated as XK related 7. Gene Ontology annotation, biological process: apoptotic process involved in development; phosphatidylserine exposure on apoptotic cell surface; engulfment of apoptotic cell. Gene Ontology annotation, cellular component: plasma membrane. The transcript has 3 exons. The coding region runs from base 1 to 1797 and encodes 598 amino acids. Lineage: Eukaryota; Metazoa; Chordata; Lepidosauria; Squamata; Sphaerodactylidae. The record is from RefSeq and is a predicted model, not a curated record.